Halichondria panicea is the source of this 3271-nucleotide messenger RNA. RefSeq names its product nibrin-like. The transcript has 14 exons. Gene Ontology annotation, biological process: double-strand break repair via homologous recombination; mitotic G2 DNA damage checkpoint signaling. Gene Ontology annotation, cellular component: Mre11 complex. The record is from RefSeq and is a predicted model, not a curated record. NCBI's taxonomy places the organism in Eukaryota, Metazoa, Porifera, Demospongiae, Suberitida, Halichondriidae. The coding region runs from base 130 to 3168 and encodes 1012 amino acids. Gene Ontology annotation, molecular function: damaged DNA binding; protein binding.
GAAAGUGGGCGGAGUCGCUAGACAUGUGGUAGAGAUUUGUAAUCUGUAGCUCUAGCUCUGCCCUCUGAGCUCUGCCUUUGAAUUUGCUGUACGGUUUCAACUCUGUUCUUUUAUAGCUCAAGCUCUAUCAUGUGGUAUCUGGAAAACGAGAGAGAUGCUAGCUUCAAGCUGUCCCUACCAGUAGGACGAGAACUGAUUGUCGGAAGAAAAGAUUGUGAUGUGCUCAUUCCAAAUGACAAGUCAAUCAGUAGAAAACAUGCUCUCAUUCGUGUGGACAACCGGACAAGGUCGAGUCCGCUGUUUCUAACAGACUGUGAAUCCAAGUUUGGUACCCACCUGGGGAAAAGGAAGCUGUCACCGGGGGAACAGGUGCAGCUGUGCGGGGGAGAGGAGAUAAAGUUCGGACAGGGGCCCACCUCUGGAAACCUCAGGAUUGUGUUUGAACCGUUUGUGUUGUGCUGUUCCAGCAUGCCUUCAGCUGAGAAGAGGGAAGUCAGUCAACUGGUCAAGGAGUUAGGUGGUCGCAUGUCUGGAAAUUGGACUACCGAGUGCAGCCAUCUCGUCAUGUCUUCCCUAACUGUCACUGUCAAGGUGGUGUGUGCCCUAGCAUCGUGCAGGCCCAUCAUAACUAUAGCCUGGUUGAGGGAUGCUGUAGCAAGUUGCCGUGAUAACAAGGCUCUGCCGAAACCCACCAAGUACAUGCCCACUGUGGUGGACGAGGAAGUGAGGAAAUCUGACACUUGUUUCAGUCCCAACUUCAAGAGGAGGACAUUGUUCCAGGACAGAGUGUUCUAUUUCUUCAAUCAAAGUCAGAUGGCCAGUCUUCAGGUGUGUCUAAGUGCAGCAGGUGCUCAGUGUAAGCUCAUCAACAAGCCUCGCUCUGUUCCCGUGGAGACACUGGUUGUCAAGGAGUCUAUUGUCGUGGGUCUCAAAGACGACUUGGGUAGCUCCGAUGAGAUAGAGUGGGCGGAGGAAGUUAAUGACUUCCUUGUCAGUCGAGAUAUGAGGAGCAUUGCCGAGCCUGAGGUGGGGUUUGCUCUCCUGCACAUCUCCAUAGAAACCUACUGUAACCCCAAGAGCAAAGAGGGUGGAUCGACGGCCACUAUUUCCAUGGCUCCGCCUUCCCUAUCGCAAAUGGUCCAAACUCAGAGCAUACAGUCACAAGCCGGACCUGCCCCCUCACAGGCCCGCCCACCCCACAGCCUCACACCAUCACAAAUUAAGCCCACCCCCUCACAAUCCAUCCUUGCUCCAAACACAUGCAGUUCGCUGAGCACCCAGCAAUCAAGCAAUUCAACGCAAACCAAAAUGGCCGAUGGAAAUCAAUCAAAAACUAGUAGAAUUUCAGAGACGCCACCUCACCCUAAGUGUUCUAACGAAGGUCAAAGUGCAGCCAAAAUUAAUAAUAGUAUUCCGGACAAAUCUCAGAGGUCAAGAAGUGAUGUCAUCCCUAAAACAAUGACCAACCAGAAGUUAACAGAUUUCAUUAAACCAACGCAACCAGUGUUGACACGAACCACUCAAGCCAAAAAUAACUCUAAGAAGAUCAGAAUAGAACGUAAAAUAAUGUACGAAGAUACAAACGAUGAUGAAGAAGUUGUUGAUAAUUCACAAUCUGAUUCUCAGGAAACUAAUUCCAAAACUAAUUCUUCAAAAAAACUUCCUGGUCUAAGCCUUAAGAGAAACACACCAACUAAGAAAUCCCGUAUCCACUAUCAGAGUCAAGAAGAUGUCCUGUCAGAGUCCGUCAAAUCCAACCAAUCAGCUCAAGACUUGUGCGUACUCGGCCCAAGCUUAGACUCUAAUGAAAAGAAAGACCCGGGCAAAAGCCAGUCAUCCCAGAACGUUAGUGUGCUCGCUCUGAACUCUUUGACCCCUGGCUCAACUCAAAGGAAGAGGUCUGAUAGUAACGCACUCCCUGGGGCUAGUCUAAUGAAUGAGCUGUUUCAAGGAAGAGGGAGGAAAAAACGUAAAGUAGACGAUGUUUGCGAUGAAUCGAUUGACGAGAGUCAACCAAAAAAGUCACGAAAAGAAUCACUAAGCACAGCACCUCGAGACGAUCGUGAUGGUGAAAAUAUUGAUGGCAAACGAAAUUCAAUUUUAAUCAACGAUUCUCCCCCUAAAUUGAAGUGUCUAGACAAUGAUGAACAUACAAACCAGUUAGAGGUUGACAAGGUUGACAGCGAAUCUGAAGUGCGGAGCAAGCUACCUAGUCGAGCUUCGAACACACAACUCACACCAAGACCACUGGCUACCUCCACACAAGCAGCGGGACGCAAAACACCUGCGAAAAAAAUCAUCAAAGUCUCUCCAAUAGCCAGCACCACUUCUUUCCUUAGUACUCGAAAACGGCGAAAAAUUGAAACUGAAUCUGAAAUGUCGACUAUUCCAGCACUGUCUUUUAGUGAAGCUGCCGACCAGAAUGCGUCUCUAUUUGCUGAUACUCAGGCUGCAUUGACGGGGAAGGAUUGGCUCACACCGUUUACCAAACUGGCGACUUCUGAGAAAGCGCCCGCCCCGACUAGUAUCUUCACUACCACGGGCAAGAGGUCAAAGGUCAACCCUAGGACGGAAGCUGAUGCGCUUUGGAAGGAAGAGGGUGUUGGUGGUGAAGGGGAAAACCCCCUGGGGACUCAGUACGAGGACCCCUCACAAAGCAAGAAGUACAAGCCAGUGCUGUCGGGAGACGGGUUCAUUUUGCCCAGGGCCAAACCAACAGUGGAGUCUUCCAAGAUGGGAAGGUUUGCUCGCAUGGCUAAGUCAGAAUAUCUUCGAUCUCCCGGGUCCCCCGAGGGCAUGGAGGUGGGUGAGGGCAGUGAGGAAACCCACCCUCCCAUUUCUUACCAUGUGGAGGUUGUGAGCCUUGUGAUAACAGCUGGGAGUGGGCGGAAGAAGUGUAAAGGUGUGAGGAGUGGGCGCAAUGGCCGACUGAGGAACUUCAAGAAAUUUAAUAAGGUACAGAAUGCAGGUGGAGAUUGCUUACCCUCGUUCCCAGCCUUGGCGAGAUAUGUUCCCCCCUCCUCCAGUGAACUGCUCGACUGGACAGUCGUCGAUGAACAGAGAAAUAGUCGAGAUGCCCCCAACAGAGACAGUGAAUCAGAGGAGGGGUCUCAAUCUCAAAACAUCUUCACUCUACCGAAAAGUGGACGACGAAGAAUAAAAAAAUGAUAACACUCUGUGUCAUGCUUUUGCAGUACGUUUUAUGAAUUUUAUACGUUACGUUGAUCCUCUGUUCACUUUCCUUAUGUAGCAAAAUUUGCAAUUACUUGAA